Penicillium odoratum is the source of this 204-nucleotide messenger RNA. RefSeq names its product short-chain dehydrogenase. NCBI's taxonomy places the organism in Eukaryota, Fungi, Ascomycota, Eurotiomycetes, Eurotiales, Aspergillaceae. The record is from RefSeq and is a predicted model, not a curated record. The transcript has 2 exons. Bases 1 to 204 code for a protein of 67 amino acids.
AUGCUAUUUGUCCGGGAUACGGCCAUUUACUCGGACACGGCAGCAGCAGGUGCCAACUUGGAAGAUCUGCAGCGAAAGCAUCCUUUCAAUGGGCCAGGUAAACCAAGUGAUAUCGCUAAGAUUGCGGUUGUCUUAGCGAGUGAUGAUGCCAGCUGGGUGACUGGGGUAUCUUGGCUUGUGGAUGGAGGAUAUACUGCGCGUUAA